This is a messenger RNA of Talaromyces rugulosus, 2244 nucleotides long. RefSeq lists its product as uncharacterized. The transcript has 2 exons. Gene Ontology annotation, cellular component: nucleus. The record is from RefSeq and is a predicted model, not a curated record. Bases 1 to 2244 code for a protein of 747 amino acids. Gene Ontology annotation, molecular function: RNA polymerase II cis-regulatory region sequence-specific DNA binding; zinc ion binding; DNA-binding transcription factor activity, RNA polymerase II-specific. NCBI's taxonomy places the organism in Eukaryota, Fungi, Ascomycota, Eurotiomycetes, Eurotiales, Trichocomaceae. Gene Ontology annotation, biological process: positive regulation of transcription from RNA polymerase II promoter by galactose; DNA-templated transcription.
AUGUUCCACACAUUCAGCGCAGUCAAAGCGGACGCGUCGCUGACAGGCUCCGCGUCAACUCGCCGAAAGCAUGGCUCUGUUCGCGCAUGCGACGAGUGUCGCCGUCGUAAGAUUCGAUGUGAUGGCCAGCGCCCAUGUGAAUCCUGCCAAUGGUACCAGAGAAUCGAUUUAUGCCGGUAUCAGGAUCCGCAUGUCCAGGACAGGCAGACUGCUAGCGCAUAUGAGCGCAUUGUUCACAAACUGUUUCCCAACCGCAGUGCAUCUGAUUUCAGUGCUCUGGCUGACCGUUCGCCCCUGGAACUGUUUGACUUGGCUAGACAAAGCCUCUCGGGUGAUAAUACCAUUACAUCCAGGGCGAUAUCACCACCCCCGGAUCCCCAGACUCCUCCCCGCUCUGUGGCAAGUGGAGACCUGGAGACGCUCCAGAUGAUGCCCGAGCAAGGGUCCAACGAUCAGAGGGACAUCAAUGACAACAAUCAGGAUAUGACCACCAACUUCUCUGACGACGUCAAUGCUUUGGCCUUGUCAUCCAAACCGCCUUCGUCCUACCUCGGGGCCUCGUCGAUUGCGGCUAUCCUCAAAGUUAUCACAUGGCUCCAGCCUCGAUUAUGCAAAAAGAUUGACUGUUCCGAACUCUGUGACCCAAUGCAGUACUCUUCUCCGGUACGUGAGGUGCUAAUAAAAGCCCGAAAUGACCAUCCGGGUGUGUUAACGGAGCAAACACAUUAUAUUCAAUCUGACGAAAAGUACCUCAUCGACGCAUUUUUCCUUUACUUUCACCCUCAUAUCCCAAUAGUUGAUGAGACAAUGUUCCACGAGACCUUUCUGAAACGCCAAAGAUCCGACUCGCGCUGGAUAUCGCUGCUCAACAUUGUGCUGGCGCUUGGCAGCAUUGCUGUCACUCCGGCAGACAACAAAGCUCAUUAUGUUUAUUUCCUGAAAUCUAAAAGCCACCUUGACCUAACGGCUCUUGGUUCACCGCACGUUGAAACAGUCCAGACCCUGGGCUUAAUGGGUGGCCAAUAUCUACACUAUAUCAGCCAGCCUAAUCUGGCUUACUCAUUGAUGGGGGCAGCGUUACGCAUGGCCACAUCAUUGGGUCUACACAAGGAGUUCGCCAAUCAUGACAAUAAAGAGUCAAAUAGUGAUCUGCAUUUAAAUAAUAUCCGCCGACAAGUGUGGUGGUCUCUCAUUUGCCUGGACACAUGGGGUACUGAAACGCUGGGUCGUCCAAGCUUGGGUCGCUGGUCAGCAGGAAUCACGGCAAAGUUACCUCAUUGUAGUGUUGGAAAUGAUCAGUUCUUUGCCAUUCUUACGCUUAUAGAGAACGUACGGUACUGCCGCAUCACUACCCAAAUCCACGAGGCCAUGGCAAUUGUUCCACUCCUUGCAUACAGCGAGAUUAAAGCCCUAGACAGGAAACUGGUAGAAUGGUUUGAAAAUCUUCCGCCUUUGCUUAAAGAUUUUGAAUCAUGUCCUGAACCACUGGAGAUGACCCGCACCGUUUUGCGCUGGCGAUACACUGUGCAGCGAAUGCAUCUCUAUAGACCGGCUUUAUUGAGCUACGCAAUGCGACGUAUACCUUAUGCGGCAUUGCGAACCGAGGAAUGCAGCGCAAUUGAUACAUGUAUGAAACUAGCCAUCCAAGGCAUUCGCGACAUGGGCGCGUCUUUUAGUGUCGGCUCCAGUCAAAUUCUUGGCUGGCCUGGUGUCUGGAUGAUUUUCCAAGCAGUGAUGGUUCCUCUCCUGACCUUGUGCAUCGACGAUCAAACCAACCCCUAUUCUACCACAGAGAGUCAUAGUAGCAUCGAAAUUGCAAUUGCGGCGCUGGUCCGAAUGCAAGCAUGGAGCCCUACUGGUUCAAGAACUUUGAACUUUGUGUGUUCGAUUUAUGAUGGCUGUAUUCACAAUGCAACAGGAAAAAAUACACCUAGGGCUGAAAUCCCUGCUGGAACUCAAGGAUCAUCCAUCCCAAUGCAAAAUAGCGCUGAGCCCUCUGGAUUCACUCCCACUCAAUCAACCUUUGACUUGAGCCUCAUGAGGUUCCCACCUAAUUUUGUUGGUAUUGAGGAUAAUUUUGGGGAUGAAGCAAUGUGGGACUUCAUCACCUGGAGUGAUGACCGACUAGCCCAGAGUUUGAUGCAGCUUGAUGCACAGAUGUAUUCUGACCAAGUCACUCUUGAUAAUGGUAUCUCGCCUCAAGACCAUGGCGAGGGCGACGCAACUUCUGGACAAUUCUGUUGA